Molecule: messenger RNA, 6056 nt
Organism: Setaria italica (foxtail millet)
Lineage: Eukaryota; Viridiplantae; Streptophyta; Magnoliopsida; Poales; Poaceae
Product: putative disease resistance protein RGA3
Exons: 7
Coding region: 109-4197 (1362 amino acids)
Biological process (GO): defense response to fungus
Molecular function (GO): ADP binding; protein binding
Source: RefSeq, a predicted model, not a curated record
UGAGAUCAAGAACACCAGUCAUCCACCGAACAAGCGCCCACACAAACUGCAGCGGCCACCACCAUCCUGCAUCCAUUGUGAGUGCAUCUGGUUGGCAGCGGCCGCAAGAUGGCAACUGCCGUUGCCGAGCUGAUCGCCGGCAAGCUUGCCGGGCUUGUCUGGGACGAGGCCACCCUGAUGUGGAGCUUCAAGGACGAUGUGGACGCCUUGAGUUGGACCAUGGUCAAGAUGAAAGCACUGAUGCGUGAUGCCGACCGGAGGGCGAGCCAGGAUGAAGGACGGAGAGGACGAGAGAUCGUUCAAGUUCUGAUGAAGGAUUUCAAGUCCGCUGCCUACGACGUUGAGGACUUGCUGGAUGAGUUCGAGGCUAUUGAACUCAUUAAGAAGAGCCAAUCCAAGUUUAAGUUAUUAUUCUCAUCCUACAAUCCACUCCUGCUGCGGUUCAAAAUAGCUCACAAAAUGAAGAAGGUAAAGGAAGCUUUAAACAACAUAGAGAAAGGGGGUCAGGCCCUUCAUCUGGUGCCUGAAGACACCCCAAUGUGGGCUGUGCUGGGUACCAAUCAAGCUACCAUUGCAUCCACCAAUGGGGACAUAGACAUUGGAAUGGUCGGAAGAGACACCGAAAAGGAAAAGAUAAUUAAGAUGUUAUUGAAAAGUGAAGCUGAGGAGGUUAUCUCAAUCAUUCCUAUUGUUGGACUUGGUGGCAUGGGGAAGACAACAUUGGCCCAAGCUUGUUUUUCAGACAAGAGAACCACAACCUUUGAUGUAAGAGUAUGGGUAUAUGUGUCUAAGAAGCUUGAUCUGCAAAGAAUUGGUGAAAUAAUCUUAACAACAGUGCAUAGAAGUACUAGUAAUGAGUCAAAUGAAAGGUAUAUCCCCCCAAAAGAUGGUGAUCUGCAAUCCAUUAUAGAAAUAUUGAAAACUAUGCUCUCUAACAAAAAGUAUCUGAUUGUCUUGGACGAUAUGUGGGAGGAUGGUGGUGAUAAUUUAGAAAAAUUGAAGCAAAUUCUACGACAUGGUAGAAAGGGAAGCAAGAUCAUAUUAACUACACGAAUGCAACAUGUAGUGGAUAAAUUGGAUGUUGGUGCUCUAGCGGAUCAAGGAAUAAUCCGCCCUGUGUGCAAGAGUGACCAGAUCAAUUUGAGCCUUUUAUCAGAGGAUGACUGUUGGAAUGUGAUGCGACAAAUGGCAUUCAGGCGAGAUGAGGAUCAAAGUGGAUUAGAAGCAAUUGGAAGACAAAUCGCCAAGAAGUGUGCUGGUCUACCUCUACUAGCACGAUCUCUUGGAUAUUUGAUAUCGCAAUAUAAGUCCACGGAGGCAUGGGAAGAUAUAAGAGACAAGAAGAUUGUUUUGGGUUUGGAAGAAGACAUUAAUCUACAAGAGCCUUUGGAGCGUCUGAUGAUGAGCUAUUACUACAUGCCGUUGAAAUUCAAGUUGUGCUUCACAUAUUGUGCAGUUUUUCCAAAGGGCUUUGCAAUUGCUAUUGACCACCUCAUCCAUCAAUGGAGAGCCCUUGGAUACAUUCAACCAAUUGAUGGCCAUCAUUGUAUCAACUAUUUGUUGGGAAUGUCUUUUCUUCAAAUUUCCAAGUCUUCUCAGAGUGCCCCAGGGGAUGCCGAAGCUCCCAUCAAAGUGACCAUGCAUGACUUGGUGUAUGAUCUUGCGCAGAUAAUACUUGACAAAGAGUUAAUUUCUAUAGAUGCUUCAGAACAAAUGAGUCAGAGUAACCUUGAAAAUCAUUAUAGCCGACAUAUGCAGCUCAUCAAUUAUCAGAAGCAGUCUAUUAGUCUCAAAGAAUUUCCAAAAAAAAUUAGAUCUCUCCACUUUACAAAGUGCAGUAAAUUGCAACUCCAAGAUAAGUCAUUCUCCAAAUCCAAGUAUUUGCGUGUCUUGGACAUAAGUGGAUGUUCCAUCAACGGGAAACCUGUCCCAAGCAGCAUAUUGCUACCAUCCUCCAUUCAACAUCUACUGCUUCUAAGGUACUUGGAUGCCACGGGCUUGCCAAUCACAGCACUUCCAAAAUCUUUACAUAAACUUCAAAAUAUGCAAACUCUACUUCUGUCCAACUGUGAACUUGAAACCUUGCCUGAUAGUAUAGGCUGCCUUCUUAACCUUUGCUAUUUGGACCUAUCUAGCAAUACCAACCUUAACAAGUUACCCAUGUCAUUUGGGGAGCUCUCUACACUAUCGUUCCUCAAACUAUCGAAGUGUUCUAAGCUGAAAGAGUUGCCUAAAUCAAUUCACAAGCUUAAAAGCUUACGGCACCUAGACAUGUCUGGCUGUUGUGCGCUUCAAAAUCUCCCUGAUGAGUUUGGUAGCCUUCCAAAACUCUUAUUCCUAAACUUGUCAAAUUGUUCCAAAUUAGUCAAACUACCUAACAGUGUUAGCCUCAAGUCUUUAGAACGUCUAAACCUAUCAAAUUGCCAUCAACUACAAAGCCUGCCAGAAGAUUUUGGAAAUCUUGACAAACUCAAGUUCUUAAACCUUUCUGAUUGCUAUAAACAACAAGUGUUACCAAAGUCCUUUUGCCAACUGAAGCAUUUAAAAGACCUAGAUCUUUCAGACUGCCACGAUCUCAAAGAACUCCCUGAAUGCUUUGGUAGCCUUUCUGAGCUUCAUUAUCUAAACCUAUCAAGUUGUUCUAAGCUGAAAACGUUGCCUGAGUCAUUUGGUGAUUUGUCAAAGUUGAAGCAUCUCAAUUUAUCUUAUUGUAUAAGGUUUGAAAAGCAUCCUUCCACAUUUUGUAACCUGAAGCUUCAAACACUGUACAUGAAUUCGUUGCAGAGUCUCUGGGACAUGCCGGAUGGUAUUGGCAACAUGUCUAGUCUCACUUUAUUUGAAGUUAGCACUGCAAGCUACUUUAUAAAUAAUAUGAAGGCUCCUUGCAUUUUGAGCCGUCUGAAGUUGCAAGAAACGAUAGUACACAAUGUACAUGAUGUACAGGAGGAGGAUUAUGGAUGGUGUAGCAGUAUAGUGAGUCUUGGGGAGUUGACUUGCCAACGCCUACAAAUUGAAGGCCUUCAUAAUGUCAAGCGUCCAGAAGAUGCUGAGGUAGCUAAGCUGCGAGAUAAUCCAGAUCUUCGCGAGCUAAUCCUUACCUGGUAUGAUGCAAGAGGUACAGAGAACAGGAGAGAUGCAGAGGUGUUGGAGAACCUUGUACCUCCUCGGACUCUUGAGGGAUUUGAACUACGUGGCUAUAUGAGCAGGAACUUCCCUAAUUGGAUGGUUGACAUUUCCUCAUAUCUUCCUUAUCUCACCUCCAUCCAUCUCCGUGGUUUAGAAGCAUGCGAUUCUCUUCCUCCAUUGGGGAGGCUGCCAAAUGUCAGGUUAUUGCAUAUGGAGCUCAUUCCCAACAUCAGGAAAAUUGGAAAGGAAUUCUAUGGAGAGGAAGGAACCUGCAAAAAGUUAAGAAUUAUUCAGUUAAAAGGCUUAUCGAACUUGGACGAGUGGUGGACAACACGGUCAGGUGAUGAAGACGACGAGUUCUUAAUCCCAAAUCUGCACCGUUUGGAAGUACACUCCUGCCCAAGGUUGAAGUUCCUGCCAUGUCCCCCCAAAAGUAUGUAUUGGGAAUUGCACGGCAGCGAUGAGGUGUUGCCAGUACAUGGAUUUGGAUGGAUUUCAUCUUCCACUCUUCCUUUUCGUGCUGAAAUCCAGAGCACCGAUUUCUCUCAUGAUAAAUGGGGUCGGCUUCAGCACCUUACCACCCUCGAGGAACUAUGGGUCAUGGACUCUGGCAGCUUCUCGACCUUCCCGGAGGCCAGUCCAUGCUUCCCCUCUCUCAGAUAUCUGAGGAUGUCCUUAGCCAACCUGGAGAUGCUGCCGGAAUGGUUGGGGCAGCUCACUACCCUUAAACAAUUGGUCAUCUAUGACUGCCCCAACUUGACAUCUUUGCCUGCAAGCAUACGGAACCUUACCACCUUGAAGACACUGGAAAUUUGGAGCUGUCCAAGACUGAUUGAGAGGUGCAAGGGGGAGGAUGCCCACAAGAUUUCUCACAUCCCAGAUGUCCGACUUGGUCAUCCGCUGGAAGCUUACCUUUUUUCCGGACAACCCAUAGAAAGAUCAGAGAGUGAUUCACAAGCAAACUUGAGCGAACCAAAAUCAGACUCGCAAUCAGAAUCAGACUCACAGAGCCAACUGGAACAAGACCUGAAGGAAUCAGAGCGCGAAUUGCAGAGUGAAAGAGUUGUGUAGAGCAAAUCAAACGGACCCAAAUUUACCAUAUAUGAACCAAGUCAGCCUCGACAAGAAGUAGGGAAGCAAAAUGUUCCGGUCCCUGCAACUACUAAAGGUUUCAUCUGAAGACUAAAGGCAAGUCACAAUAUGUACUUAGUGACUCAGUCUCAUCUUAUCCCGUUGAUGUAUCAUAUUAGAAAAUUUUCCACCAUAGGGAUACUAGACAAAAUAUAUGAACCUGAUGCAGAUUCUUAUCUUCCUAAGAUGGAUUGGCGUGGCUGAGGAGGCUAUACAUGAACCUUUCUCUUCCCAUGAAAAGAACUAUAGAUGCAUAGUUCUGCUUCACUCGAUUCUGACGGCUUCUAGGCAUUUCAUCUCAAGGUCCUCCAAGCUGCAUCAGAAGUGAAUCAGAUCAUGCACAGGAAGCCAAGAGCAUGGCACUCCCGGGCUUUUCAGAUGCGGUGGAUAACAGAAGUGUUGCGCCAGCUAGUCUCCUGACAGCUUCCUCGCUACCUGAAAGCAACGCUUUGUUAACAAUAUAGGUUACAAGGAUAUGAGCCAGCUACGUUCAGUCGUGGUCACGUAUGACAAUUUUGUACAAAGAGUAACCAUUUUACAUGGAAUUUGUUAGGAGACACAUUUACUGAUACGAAGAUAAAGAAUCUGCUGUCCUCUUUUCUGCAAGGCAGGCGUAAAACUCGGCUAUUGUUUGGUGAUGGCCGUUCGCUUUGUUUUGUUCCGUUCUACAAAAUACAGCAUGCUCACAGAACUCAAUGCUCUGCUGGAAAGACCCUCGCCGUCUUGGUUUCGCAAGCCAAGCAGCCAAACCAUCCACCUGUGCGCAACUCUCUACCGGCAUGUCAAGGUGGCCCUCAUGAUGCGCAUCCAGCGGCGCUCGGCUAGCUACGGGUGUGGGGGAGAAGAUCAAGCCUCGAUCAAGCACCUUCUCCGCUACAUCGCCGAGACGAUUGAGUAUGGGAUCACCUAUCCUAGGCACGAAGGAGCACGGCUAGAGCUGACCGGGUUCAGCGACAGUGACAUGGCAGGCAAUGUUGACGGGCGGCGCAGCACGACGGGAUCAUCUUCUUCCUUGGAUCGUACCCAAUUUCCUGACAAUCCUAGAAGCAGAAGGUUGUGGCGCUAUCUACCUGCGAGUCAGAGCACAUAGCGGUCGCCACUACAUGCUGCCGGCACAGCACGACAGGGAUCAUCUUCUUCCUCGGAUAGUGCCCAAUUUCCUGACAAUCCUAGAAGCAGAAGGUUGUGACGCUAUCUACCUACGAGGCAGAGCACAUAGCGGCCGCCACCGCAUGCUGCCAGGGGAUUUGGCUGGGGCGGCUGCUGCGGGAGCUCAUGGGAGAGGAGCUCCACAUGCCGGUUCUUUUGGUGGAUAACAAGUUCGCCAUUGCAUUGGCAAAGAACCCUAUCCUCCAUGACCGCAGCAAGCAUAUCGACACCAAAUUCCACUUCAUCCGUGACUGUGUCAAUGGAGGACACAUAAAGCUCGAGUAUGUCGAGAUUGCUCGAAAGCUCGGGGACAUCCUCACUAAGCCACUUGGGCGUCUUCGGCUCCAGGAGCUGAGGAAUAAGAUUGGGGUUGAAGAGCAUCACGAUUAGGGGAAGGAUUGUUGGAUAAUUCCUUAGCUCUUGUUUCACUCUUCCUUUUGCUGAAAAUCAAUGGAGCAGGUAAGCUCCUUGGCCAAUAGUGGCCACUGCAGUGCCAUGAGUAGUAGGGCAAUAUGCCCUGUCAUAUAUAGUACUAGUAGUUGGUAGUGUAGUUGGUAGUUUCACCGUACCAUUAUGUACUCUAGUUUGACUUUGUGCUCUAUAAAGAGUAGAUGAGCAGCUGCAACUCAAAAUCAGUUCAGCAGCACCAA